Molecule: messenger RNA, 1686 nt
Organism: Cyclopterus lumpus (lumpfish)
Lineage: Eukaryota; Metazoa; Chordata; Actinopteri; Perciformes; Cyclopteridae
Gene: dtx3la
Product: deltex E3 ubiquitin ligase 3L1
Exons: 5
Coding region: 154-669 (171 amino acids)
Biological process (GO): protein ubiquitination; Notch signaling pathway
Source: RefSeq, a predicted model, not a curated record
UAUGCCACAACCCUGUAACUUGACACACCCAUCUGUCUCUCUCAGGUCUCCAUGAGCUGAAUAGACAUCUGAACUCCCGGACUGCACAGGAGCGGUAGAGAAGAAAAGGAGAACACUUCACCAAGGUGUUAAGAAGAAGAGCAUUUUAACAGUAUGGGUUCUGGACAGAGCAGUGACAAACUCCACUGCAACCGCUACCUGGAUGGACAGGGUCCUCCACCACUGGUACAACAAGCUAAAGAAGGGGUGGAUGAGCUGUACAGAGGACCGAAUGGCUGCCAGCCAGAGGGACAGAUGACCUGGGUGAUCCUCCACAGAGAGCUACCAAGAUUCCCGGAUGACAACACCCUGCAGAUCAACUACAUAUUCCCAGAUGGAAUACAGACAGAGAAACACCCUCACCCUUGCCAGCCUUAUGCAGGGCUGCGGCUGUGUGCUUACCUGCCUGACAAUCGUGACGGAAGGAGUGUUCUAAAGCUUCUGGAGAAGGCUUUCAAUGAGCAGCUCCUGUUUACUGUUACCACCAAUAAAGAUGGAGAAGACAUGGUGACUACAGCUUCCAUUCCCCUCAAAACCCAAGCAGACGGAGGGAGUGGAGUUGACGGCUACCCAGAUUCUGACUACCUGAAGACGGUUAGAAAGCUACUAAAGGAUAAAGGCAUUGAAUAACAACGAACACUCCUGGAUGGACAGAUAAAGGCAUGGACUUCAAACAACAGUUUAUCUCUGAAUGGCCAGAGAACCUUUGCGAUAAAUUAUAAAAUAUCUUAAAAAAUAUAUAUAAUCAAUGGAUGUUGCUGUCAAUGUGUUAUCUGUAUAUUAUUAGUGCGGUUCUUAUUCUUGAAAUAUGAUGUACUCCAAAUGUUGGUGGGGUCCUUGUAUGAAUCAAUUAUUGUAUCGUUACAAAAAUUACAAAUAUUGAGUCACAUUAUUGUAUUAAAGGGCAGUAAAUAGACAAUAUCCCUUGUAUGAGUGAGUUGAAAAUUGUAUUUAUUUUUAAGCAGCACAGGGAACAUUCAUAGCUCCACUUAUUGUACAGACACAUUAGUUGAUGCAAUUUGUUCUGUAAGAGUUAAUUUAAUAUGACAAAUGCCAAGUUUCAGGUCAUGGAUAGGGUGAAAGUUCUAUUAAAUUUAAUAAUUUAACUUAAGCAAUACUAAAGUUGUUUUGUCCCUUUAAGUCAUAGCCAUGUUGUAUUUUGUUUAUAGAUUUGUGUGUAAUAGAUCAAUUCAGAAAAUACCUUAUGGUAUGAUAUAAAGUCACAUUGUUGGUUUAUGUUUGCAAAUACAGCAUUUAAAAUGUGGUACAGCAGUGGUUGUGAGAGGUAUAGAUUGAAAGAAGAGAGGCUGUGAUGCUCAUGAGGACCAAACCAUGACUCAGAAGAACCAAACGGUAAUUUUUUUUUACAGUUGUACAAAGCACAAAUAAACACAUCCACACCUCUUCACAAACCUCUGGGAAAGUGCCGGAUUUGAAUGAAUGCAGCCCAAGGCACGGCCAAGUGGCAUGACAGUGUUUGACCUGGGGAAAAAGAUAAGAUUCAAGAAUUCAUGUAGCAGAGUUUGAUCAAAUAUUACAAUAUAACACAAAUAGAAACAUAUAUAAGCAAUAGAGGUAUCUUUGACCAGGACUUGUCAUUUAACUCCCACGUUAAUCAAAUCUCAAGGAUUGCAUUUUUUCAUCUAC